This is a messenger RNA of Saccharomycopsis crataegensis, 2448 nucleotides long. It is a transcript of the gene ADE57, whose product is annotated as bifunctional aminoimidazole ribotide synthase/glycinamide ribotide synthase. The transcript has a single exon. Gene Ontology annotation, molecular function: ATP binding; phosphoribosylformylglycinamidine cyclo-ligase activity; phosphoribosylamine-glycine ligase activity. NCBI's taxonomy places the organism in Eukaryota, Fungi, Ascomycota, Saccharomycetes, Ascoideales, Saccharomycopsidaceae. Gene Ontology annotation, cellular component: cytosol. The coding region runs from base 1 to 2448 and encodes 815 amino acids. Gene Ontology annotation, biological process: adenine biosynthetic process; 'de novo' IMP biosynthetic process. The record is from RefSeq and is a predicted model, not a curated record.
AUGUCUCAAUUGAACGUCCUUAUUAUUGGUGCCGGGGGCAGAGAGCACGCAAUUUUGAACCAAUUGUUGCUCUCUCCAACCGUGGCCAAAAUCUUUAUCACCCAAGGUAACGGGGGAACCCAUACGAUUUCCCACCCUUCUAUUGAAGUUGUCAACGUUCCAAUCGGUGCUUCUAAAAAAGAUUUCCCAGAAUUGUUAAAAUUCGCCAUUGAAAAUGAUGUUAGAUUGGUGAUUCCUGGUCCUGAACAACCGCUCAUCGAUGGGAUUGUCGAUUACUUCCAGUUCAACAACUACUCGGGUAAACCAAUCGCAGUGUUCGGUCCUAACGCAAAGGCUGCGGUCAUGGAAGGAUCAAAGACUUUCAGUAAAGACUUUAUGGCAAAGCACAGCAUUCCAACCGCCGAGUACAAAAACUUUGACAAGUACGAGGCCGCCAAAGAAUACAUUAAUUCCGUCGAACAUCGUAUUGUCAUCAAGGCUUCUGGGAUUGCUGCUGGUAAAGGGGUGUUGAUCCCAACCACCAAGGAAGAGGCCAUGGAAGCUCUUGAUGAUAUCAUGGUGAAGAAGAAGUUUGGUUCUGCCGGGGACGAGAUUGUUAUCGAAGAGUUUAUGGAUGGUGAUGAAAUCUCCAUCUUGACCCUUAGUGACGGUUACUCGUUUGUCAACUUGCCACCAUCCCAGGACCACAAGAAGAUUGGUAAUGAUGACACUGGGUUGAACACCGGGGGCAUGGGUUCUUAUGCUCCAACUCCUAUUGCCUCCGAUCCAAAAUUAUUGCAAAAGAUCAAUGAUACUAUUGUCAAGCCAACCAUUGAUGGGAUGAGACAAGACGGCUUCCCAUUUGUCGGGGUUUUAUUCACCGGGAUCAUUUUGCUCAAUGGUGAACCAAAAGUCCUCGAAUAUAAUGUGAGAUUUGGUGACCCAGAAACUCAAUCGGUGUUGCCAUUGAUCAAUUCCAACACUACCGAUUUGGCCCAAGUGUUUUUGGCGGCUGCUGAAGGUAGAUUAGACUCCGUGAAUUUUGAAGUUGAUAACUCCAAGUUUGCCACCACCGUGGUUUUGGCAGCUAACGGGUACCCAGAAGCCUACGAAAAAAACAACGAGAUCACUGUCGACCACGAAGCCAUCAAGCAAUUGAACAAAAACGUCUCGGUUGUCCAUGCGGGCACCAAGUUCAAUGAACAAGGAAAAGUGGUCACCAAUGGUGGAAGAGUUCUUGGGGUCACUUCUGUUGCCAAUGAUUUGAAACAAUCGGUGGCUAACGUUUACGAAGCUAUUAACCACGUCAAUUUCAAAGAAAAAUAUUUCAGAACUGACAUUGCCCACAGAGCAUUCAAACAUUUAGAAAACAAAACCACUAAGAAAGCCAUUACUUACGAAGAUUCCGGGGUGUCUGUUGACAAUGGUAAUUUGUUGGUGGAAAACAUCAAGAGUCUUGUGAAAUCGACCAAGAGAGCCGGUGCUGAUUCCGAUAUUGGUGGGUUUGGUGGGUUAUUUGACUUGCACCAAGCUGGUUACGAAAAUUCCAAGGAAACUCUUUUGGUUGCCGCCACCGAUGGGGUUGGUACCAAGCUUAGAAUUGCACAAGAAUCCAACAUCCACAAUACCGUUGGUAUUGACUUAGUGGCCAUGAAUGUCAAUGACUUGGUGGUACAAGGGGCUGAACCAUUAUUCUUUCUUGAUUACUUUGCCACUGGGAAGUUGGAUAUUUCCAUUGCCCACGAUUUCGUUUCUGGGGUUGCUGAAGGUUGUAAGAUCUCCAACUGUGCUUUGGUUGGCGGGGAAACCUCAGAAAUGCCAGGCAUGUACGAAGGAAACCACUACGAUACUAACGGUACCGCAGUUGGUGCGGUGUUGAAGGACCAAAUGUUACCAAAAAUUGAUGAUAUGGCGGUUGGUGACGUUAUCUUGGGGUUGGGUUCUGAUGGGUUACACUCCAACGGGUUCUCCUUGGUGCGUAAAAUUAUUGAAGUCAACGAAUUGGGAUUGUCCGAACAAGCCCCAUGGGAAACUUCUGAAAAGAUGACUGUUGCUGAAUCUUGUUUGAUUCCUACCAGAAUCUACGUCAGACCAAUUUUGAAGGUUCUUAAGUCUACUAAGGCCAUCUUAGGAUUGGCUCACAUCACUGGGGGUGGGCUCGUGGAAAACUUGCCAAGAUGUUUGCCAAAACAUCUUGCUGGUAAGAUUGAAUACGGGACUUGGCCAGUACCAAACAUUUUCAAAUGGUUUGGUGAACACGGUAAUGUGCCAAUUGCCGAUUUCUUCAAGACUUUCAACGCUGGUAUUGGUAUGGCAGUGAUUGUCAAGGCUGCUGAUUACUCUGAAGUCCAAAAGAUUUUCGAAGAAGCUGGUGAAAAGGUGUACAAGAUUGGGGAAUUGGUGGAAAGAGGUGAUAAAGAAGGGUGUUUUGUUGACUCUGUUAAGGAAGACAGCUUCUACAGCUACUAA